UUUGCUCAAUAGGUCAAGUCCGAAUCUAACCCUUUUCUUGAACCUGCCCUCAAUUAUGUAGCUUUCCUUUUUCUGUUUCUCUGCAGUGUGCUCUCUUUUGGGUGCUUCCUCCUUUACUCAGCCAUCUAGAUCUUCAAGUCUUCUCUCUUCAUCCCUCUAUAUCCUCUAAAGGCAUAAUUUUUAGGUUCAUCUUACUUGCAGAGAGAAGAAGAGAUGGUGAGAGGGAAGACUCAGAUGAAACGCAUAGAGAACGCCACAAGCAGACAAGUGACCUUCUCAAAGAGACGAAAUGGGUUGCUCAAGAAGGCAUUUGAGCUUUCAGUUCUGUGUGAUGCUGAGGUGGCUCUUAUUGUUUUCUCUCCAAGAGGGAAGCUUUAUGAAUUUGCCAGCUCCAGCAUGCUGGAGUCAAUUGAACGAUACCGCAAACAUACCAGGAAUAACGUGCAAACAGCACAUGCAUCAGUUGAACAAAAUAUGCAGCAUUUGAAGGAAGAAGCAACAAUCAUGAUGAAGAAGAUUGAUAUUCUUGAAGAAACAAAACGGAAACUCUCUGGAGAAGGUUUGGGAUCUUGCUCCAUUGAAGAACUACAACAAAUAGAACAGAAGUUGGAGAGGAGCAUAAGAAGUGUUCGAGCAAGAAAGUCUCAGGCUUACAUGGAACAAGUUGAGCAACUAAAAGAAAAGGAAAAAGUGCUAGUGGCAGAAAACUCCAGGCUCUCUGAGAAGUAUGGUAUUGGUCCAGAGCCACCAACACUGGAUCAGAGAGCAAAACCAAGAAUGGAUCUUCAUAGAGAAAGCCAACCCCAGUCUUAUGGUGAAAGUAGUUCAAGUUCAGAUGUGGAGACUGAAUUGUUCAUUGGUCUUCCAGAAGCGAGAAUAAGGCGCAUUUCUCCCAAGCUUAAUUAGUUGAAGAUCAUUUAAUCCCUGACUAUGAAAAACUAAAUAAGCGUAACCUUAACUGCCUAAAUAUCAAUGUAUAUUAAUAUAGGUUUCCUAAUGCUCUAAGAUAAUAAUGGUGAUUGUGAGAAUGACUUGCUUCAUAAUAUCCCCAAACCUGUGGUCUAAGCUGUAUUAAACUUGUAUUCAGACUCAGCAUUCAGCACUUUCACUUCUGCUGCAUGAUUUUCCUUAAUCCUCCUGACAUUUCCCAAUUAAGAUCAGAAAUUUUUAUA
This is a messenger RNA of Lotus japonicus, 1172 nucleotides long. RefSeq names its product MADS-box protein SOC1. Gene Ontology annotation, molecular function: protein dimerization activity; RNA polymerase II cis-regulatory region sequence-specific DNA binding; DNA-binding transcription factor activity, RNA polymerase II-specific. The coding region runs from base 214 to 906 and encodes 230 amino acids. Gene Ontology annotation, cellular component: nucleus. Gene Ontology annotation, biological process: positive regulation of transcription by RNA polymerase II. The transcript has 9 exons. NCBI's taxonomy places the organism in Eukaryota, Viridiplantae, Streptophyta, Magnoliopsida, Fabales, Fabaceae. The record is from RefSeq and is a predicted model, not a curated record.